UUACAACAAAACCCUCUCUGUAAACCAAAAACCACUAGUUUGCCUCAAACCCUAGAAGAUGGAAGACGAUGAACAAACCAAGAACGACGACGUACGAGCAAUCGAUGCCAAAGGUCAGCAAUCCGGCAAGAAGAGAAAAAAGCCCAAGGAAGUUGCCAUCUUCGGCAACUACAGAAACUACUACAGUUAUCGCAUUGAUCAAGGCUUGGAAGAAGAUCCUAGGAUAAAGAUUAUGAAGAAGGAAUGGUUUGAAGGGAAAGAUUGUCUUGAUAUUGGCUGCAAUAGUGGGUUGAUAACCAUUACAAUUGCAAAAAAGUUUGGUUGCCGGAAAAUCCUAGGAAUCGACAUAGAUUCAGCUCGAAUUGACGAUGCCCAUUGGAAUCUUCGGAAAAUUGUGAAGAUGAGUGAACGUAAGAAGCAUCCACCGGCUGACAAGUCAAAAGAUACUGGAACGGAUGGUAUAACCAAUUUACGAGAUAAAAUGAGCAUUGAAAUUUCAGGGGAUUCUCCUGCUUCACAUCUGUUUGAUCGAGUCUCUUUCAGGAAAGAUAAUUUCGUUCAAGGUUGGCCCACACCAAGCGAUAAACUCUACGAUACCAUUCUUUGCCUAAGUGUUUCAAAAUGGAUCCAUUUGAAUUGGGGUGACGAGGGUUUAAUAACACUGUUCUCGAAGGUUUGGCGGCUUCUUCAACCUGGUGGAGUUUUUAUCUUGGAACCUCAGCCGUGGAAAUCAUAUGUCAGUAACCGUCAAGUGUCAGAGGUAGCAACAACUAACUACAAGAAUCUUGAGAUUUUCCCAGAAAGAUUUCAGGAGAUUCUACUAGAUAAGAUUGGAUUUCGGGAAAUCGAGAACUUGAGUUCCAGUUUAUCCGGAAGCAAAAUCGGAUUUAACCGGCCGGUUUUAGCUCUACGGAAGUGAGUAGAUGUGGCCUUUGGGUAUCCAUUUUUGAGGUCUCCUGGAAACCCUUUGUAACUAUGAGGAUGAAUUGUGAACGAACAUGGUUCAUGGAAACAAAAACUCAUAUAAUACCAAUAUUUUGGUUUUAAAUU
Messenger RNA from Cynara cardunculus var. scolymus (artichoke), 1050 nucleotides. Its product is annotated as probable RNA methyltransferase At5g51130. The record is from RefSeq and is a predicted model, not a curated record. NCBI's taxonomy places the organism in Eukaryota, Viridiplantae, Streptophyta, Magnoliopsida, Asterales, Asteraceae. The transcript has 8 exons. Gene Ontology annotation, biological process: snRNA modification. Gene Ontology annotation, molecular function: O-methyltransferase activity; snRNA binding; RNA methyltransferase activity. The coding region runs from base 59 to 919 and encodes 286 amino acids.